UCACCUGCUGGACGAGACUGGGGAGAGGGCGAAGGAAGACAUGGAGGAGCGGCGGGGCAGGACGGGGGCCUGGAGCACCGCACUGCUGCUACUGCUCCCGGGUUUUAUCGGCGUGGGCUGUAUCGACAUCCGAAUGGACUCCGAAGUAUACGGGGUUGAAGGAGAAUCGGCUAAAUUAUGGUGCGGCUUCUCCUCGAGGGACUCGACGUCUGAAUUGGUAACAGUGGACUGGAGCUAUCGUCCUCAAGCAGGAGGUCCCAUGGUCACUAUCAUGCACUACCAAUCAAAACCGUACCCCACAUCAGUUGGACCCUUCAAGGAUCGUCUAAAAUGGGAAGGGAACAUUGAACGGGGAGAUGCUUCCAUUUUGUUGGAGGAUCUAAAACUCACAGAUAACGGCACCUUCACAUGUACGGUCAGAAAUCCACCAGAUGUCCACGGGAACUUACCACAGAUGAAACUGACAGUAACCUUGGAAAGUGUCACCUUUAAGUUCACCACAGUCAUAUUGCUGUCCUGUUUGGUGUUCAUCCCCUCUGCUUUGGUCUCCAUAAUACUGCUGAUAAGGAUGAAAAGAGCGAUCAAGAGAGACCGGAUGAGGAGCCAGAAAGUGAAGAAGUCUCCUAUUGAAGAAUCCCAAGAUUGUGUAUAUAAUGACAAUGAGAGAGCUCCGCUCCAUCGUAGUUCAUCUGUGGAGAAGCCCCCCGGCUGUCUGGUGAGGCUCUGUCUGAGUUGUAUGCGUUGUAUAGAUGACGAUGACGACGACGACGACAACACAGCAGACAAGAAGAGUCUUGUGUGAAUGGACACCUAUGGAUGCCACAUGAAGAUGACAUCCAAGCUUGAGUCAUGUGAAGGAGGUUACGAAUUAUACAGGAUUCUGUGGACUUUGUAUUAUCCUGAAUUUUAAGUGUCUUUUAGUACGACUGCACAGUAUGGAUUAUAUUUAAUGUGUGUGAAUUUUAACAUGUAAUUUACCUGGAAGAUAACUUUCCAAAGUAUUGGUGUAACAUAAAGUUACCAGUUUGCUAGUAACACCCAGACAUUGUUCUAUACCAGAAGUAUUCUUUUACAUUUUGUAGCUUGAUGCUGUAAUGUAGUGGGUGUCCAGGAUUCUACAAGUGAGGGCCUAUAAUAAGGUAAAGCCAUCACUAUCUGAUCAGUGUGGGGGGGGGGAGGGAUCGGGGGAUCGGGAUCUGACACCGCCACCGAUCUGCUGUUCUGCACUAGCUCCAUCACCGGAACGUCACAGCUCCAUCCAUUGUGUAGUGGACAGAGCUGGUUACUGCAGCUUGCAUUGAAGAGAAUAGGAGCACAGAACCAGCUCCAUCCAAUACACCAUGUGUAGAUCCAGCACUGACUCCCCGCAGCGGAGCUGGUGCAGGACAGCUGAUUGGCCGUGCUGUGGAGUGCCGAUCUGAGGAUACGCCAUCAUUUGUAAAACCCUGGACAACCCCUUUAAAGGGAAUGUGAUCAUGGUUCUUCCAGUUAAAACCAGAUAGUGAUAUAUUCUAUUUUUCUAAUCUGUUUUUAUUUUCGGAUUGUAGAUUAUUAUUUUUUUUUAUACUAUUUUUUAUAAACAUGAUUAUGGUGGGAGAUGGGGACAUCUUGCCUGAGCUACUGUUAACAGCAUUCAGGGAUUUGCUAUGCAGCUGCCACAUGGACCAUAGACACAGUAGUCUGGAGGGGAUUCAUUAAUAUCGAAGGGAGAGUUUCUUAAAGUGUAACUGCCAUUCUAUUUUUAUUUGUGUAAUGUAUAGGGGCACUGAUACUGACCAUUUUUGUAAUAUACUUUA
This is a messenger RNA of Bufo gargarizans (Asiatic toad), 1796 nucleotides long. Its product is annotated as myelin protein zero-like protein 3. Gene Ontology annotation, cellular component: membrane. Lineage: Eukaryota; Metazoa; Chordata; Amphibia; Anura; Bufonidae. The record is from RefSeq and is a predicted model, not a curated record. Bases 41 to 802 code for a protein of 253 amino acids. The transcript has 6 exons.